GGUUAUUCUGGUAAACAUCGCAUCCUCCAUUCCGUCAGUAUUGGGCAAGACUGCCGCAAAUAGAUGUUCGCAUAAUUAUCACUAACUCGAACAGGACUGCACAUCGUAGCAAGUUAAUUAGAUUAUCAUAUGUAACAAUUUCAAUGCAUGAGGUAACAUGGGUGAGAUUGCUGUCUGGAUCGAUGGAAGGGAAAAGCGUGUGGCUGGUAUGACUAAGAAAACCACGUGUGGAGAGGUUGUCAAAACUUUACUGCGUGUGAAAAACAAGGAUCUCAACGACGAACAACACUGCCUGAAUUUUACGCUGUUUGAAAGAUGGCGGGACUGUGAAAGACCGCUGCCUGCUAAAACGAAAAUCUACAAAGUGUGGAAAGCAUGGGGGAAUGAACAGGAAAAUGUCAAAUUUACUCUCAAGAAGUACAAAUCUUCGAAGUCAGGUAGUGAUAACGGUAGGUCUUACAGGCCAAACAAUGAUAAGCGUGAACGAUGCGGGGACGAAAAUAGGAACAAAAUAUCAAGAUCGAAGCACAGGAAUAGUCAACACCGAGGGGAAGACGGUGAUGACCCUGAGUCUAAACAUGUGUUGGAAACUCUGGAAAGUCUGAUCCAGGUUGUGAUUGCACAGGAUCAACGUAUACAAGAAUUGCUAGAAAGGAUAGAAGACACGGAUGAGGAAAUCGAAUAUUAUGAAACUAGAAUUCAUAUUGAAAGACUGAAAGAAAACGGUAAGAACUAUGUACAGGAUUCUUAUCUGACGGACGCGGACGAUGCCGAUAGCGCAAUGGGAGGGGAGAAUAUAGAGUCCUACAUCUCAGCUUGCGAGAAUCUCCUACGAUUGGACCAGGACAUUGAAAACAACGAAACAACAAUUGAGAGAUUGACUCAACAAUUGGAAGAAGAGUCGCUUUCUUUGUCUUCCUUCAAUGAAAAUAACAAUAGCUGUGAGGCUUCUACGCUGAAUCCUGAGAGCGAGGUGGAUAUGGCGGUAAUUCUAGAACUAAACAAGCUUCGUCAAGAGCUGGAAAAGAGCGUGCGAACUGGACUACAACAGAGAGGACAACUCUGUAAGAUAAAACAGGAAAAUGUGAACUCUGACACUGCAUUGGAAAACAAACGCAAGCAGAUAGAAUGCUUGGCUUUGGAAUUGCAGUUAUUGAACACUACAGAUGAACAUCACAACACUGACAAUAUCGACGUUACUAUUGAUGACAUCAUAGAAAAUACGGACAUUCUUACAAAAGAUGUUAAUUAUAGUAGCAAAGAUGCCUAUGACAAUGAAUCAGAUGCCGAUACAGGUUUAAGUUCACUACACAGCCAAGACGAUGACUCACCAACUGUUGUAGAAACAUUAGUUUGAACGGUCUUUAUUAUUUAGCAAAUCUAUAGAGGGCUCCCUCAUAUUGGGAAGAAUUACCAGUCAUCCCCAGUACUUAA
Molecule: messenger RNA, 1434 nt
Organism: Saccoglossus kowalevskii
Lineage: Eukaryota; Metazoa; Hemichordata; Enteropneusta; Harrimaniidae
Product: ras association domain-containing protein 10-like
Biological process (GO): signal transduction
Source: RefSeq, a predicted model, not a curated record